CACGACUUAUCAUCUUUCUCAAAGUGAAAGUAGGAAAAACAGAAAACGUACAACGGUACAUUAUGAUUAUUAUAAACUGCGUUCUACAAACAAGUGACAUGACAAAUGUGAAAUAAGGCAGGCUGAACGCAUAAUAAUACUAGUGUAAAAAUGGGAGUAAGGGGAUUAUUAUCCCACUGCUUGCAGAGGAGAGAUGAAUGUGUUGAAGAGAUAGAUUUAGUAUCUUUAGCAAGAAACGAAGGUGGCAUUGAAAUUCUUGUGGACUUUUACUCCUUUGAACACAUGGUUCUUCCUAAAUUCUGGAAGGGAUUAAGCAACCUUAGAUACAAUGACUAUCUGAGAAUACUCGGAGGUGAAUAUGGAUCAAUCGAAACAUUUAUUAGAAGAUUUGUUGAAAUUUUCAAGCAGUUAAAGAUCUCUUUUGUGUUCUUCUUGGAUGCUACAAAAGGCUGUUCAGAUGCCAAUACACAGCAGAAGCUAGACACCUGGAUGAAGAGACAUAACAAAGACGUCGACAGUUUGAAUGAAGUAAUAAAUGUGUGCCGAGGAACAACAGAUAUAUCAAAAUUAGAAGAACAAAUGUUCAUCAGACCUGUUUGUUUAGAAGUGCAGGUUGUUGAAACAUUAAAAUCCUGUGGAUGUGAAUUAAUUCAAAGUGUGACGGGGGAAGCAGACUUCAUGAUUGCAAAAGCUCUGCAUGACCGCGAAAAGGCUUUUGCCGUAUGGAGUAAUGAUUCAGAUUUUUGUAUUUUCAGUAACUGCAGAUUUAUUCCCAAUGAAUUGUUCGAUAUUAACAACAGCCUUCAGUUAGGCCUUCCGAUUGAUGUUCCAAUGAAACCUGAGUCGCUUAUGUGUGGAAUAAUCUCUACUGAAAAAGUCAUGAACACAUUUGGGUUUCAGAGUCACCAUCUUAUGAUAGAACUGAGUAUCAUUACUGGGAAUGAUUUCACCUCUCAGUAUGUCACAAAUGGUUUGAAUGGACAGAUUGACAUCCGAGGGAGAAAGUGUGUGGAGACAUUUGCAGAGUGGGUGAACCGUUAUGACAGGAUAGAAAACCACCAACGGUUAUCUAAGGAAAUGUCUUACAAUUUCGCCUUCAGCAGAGCUGUGGAACAUUCCAGACUGUUUUACAGCCUGCAGGCUAGUCCAGAGGAACUGGUUAACAAAGGAUACUAUUCUAAACUCCUGGCAGAGAAAAUUUCUUCACUAAAAUACCCCUCCAAUUUCAUGGGCAUGCACAACAAUUUUUACUGGCACCGCAUGCUGCAGGAGGAUGCUAGUUAUGGCCAGCCCUGUGCUGAAGUGGCACUUGCAGAACUUAGAGCCCAUGUUUACAGAAUAGUCCUUCCACGUCAAGAAAACCUGGUCAAUGAAUAUGGCCGCAGUCCAUGGGAGCCAAUGAGGAUUGCAGGGGUUUUGGCAAAGGAUGACCCAGAACUUCCAAUUCUUCACAAAAUUCAGGAAGAUAAGAUAUUCUGGAACCUCAACAGCUUUCAUCACAUCAUGUCACACCUGGAGCCAGGACAAAAGACCAAAUGGUUUGACCGCUAUGGUAGAAAGAAUGGCUUCAUUGUGUACUGUCUGAGGUACUUCCUGUUAUUAAACUGGGGGAAGAAUCUUUGCAUCCAACAGCAGGAGUUCCUUGCUAUGUGUGCACUUGUGUUUGCCCACCCUCGAGAGGAACACUACCAACAAAUUAGGAUCUGUCCUUCCCCACGAUGUGUUUCCAUGGGAAAUUGGUUUCUUGACAUCUAUCGCCAUGCCUACAUGUUCCUUGGAAAGCUCCUUUUCCUGACACACGAGUUCCCGCUGCCUAAAGAGAUUUUUUGUGGAUCUGCCUGGACUUGUUUCUAUAUGUCUUGUAAAGAUGAUACUUAUUAUGCAGCGUCCCAACAGACAACACAAGAUGUUCUGUAUUGGGUCCAGGAGCAAAUGAACGCAGUGAUUAGUGAGAAACGUCACAUGAUUAAGCACAUCACAGAGGGAGUGUUCGAUUUUAAUGACAGAUUUUAAUCAAACUAAUCUUUUAACACAAAUUUUUGAUAGUGCUAUUAUGACAAGAUCAGCAGGUGACAAUGAUUUUUGUUUUUCAUGGCCAAAAAUCAUAUUUGGAUCUCUUGCAUGACACAAUGGAAGCAGUUUGUUCAUUAGUUAAUCUAUAAUCAAUGUAUUAACUGCAUGUCAAAGUGAAGUGUAGACUCUGUGAAAUACAGCUUGAAUAGUUUCAAAAGGAACUGUGCAAAACAGACAUUAAAGCAUUUUAUGGAGAGUUGUGAUGCCAUUGGUAAACGGAAAGACAAGAUUUCCUAAUAGUGUAUCAUUUUUACUGUUGUCUAAAGAAAUGCUUAAUAAAACCUUUAAAACAUGG
This is a messenger RNA of Ostrea edulis (European flat oyster), 2368 nucleotides long. RefSeq lists its product as uncharacterized. The record is from RefSeq and is a predicted model, not a curated record. NCBI's taxonomy places the organism in Eukaryota, Metazoa, Mollusca, Bivalvia, Ostreida, Ostreidae. The coding region runs from base 151 to 2013 and encodes 620 amino acids. The transcript is spliced from 9 exons.